AUGGGCCCCGAGGGCAGUCCCUACGCUGGCGGUGUCUUCUUCCUCGCCAUACAUUUCCCCACAGACUACCCUUUCAAGCCGCCAAAGGUCAACUUCACCACGCCCGUGUACCACCCAAAUAUCAACUCAAACGGCAGCAUCUGCCUCGACAUCCUGAGAGACCAGUGGAGUCCUGCUCUCACCAUAUCAAAGGACCCCAACCCAGACGACCCGCUCGUUCCAGAGAUAGCUCACCUGUACAAGAAGAAGGAUGGAGAAUAUGAGAGAAUCGCCGCCGAGUGGACACGCAAACAUGCUAUUGGUUGA
Trichophyton benhamiae CBS 112371 is the source of this 306-nucleotide messenger RNA. RefSeq names its product ubiquitin conjugating enzyme (UbcM), putative. Gene Ontology annotation, molecular function: ubiquitin conjugating enzyme activity. Gene Ontology annotation, cellular component: nucleus. Gene Ontology annotation, biological process: protein polyubiquitination. The transcript is spliced from 2 exons. The record is from RefSeq and is a predicted model, not a curated record. Lineage: Eukaryota; Fungi; Ascomycota; Eurotiomycetes; Onygenales; Arthrodermataceae. Bases 1 to 306 code for a protein of 101 amino acids.